AUGCCUGAGGUGGCAGCUGCAGCUAAGGGUGGUGCGUCCCGCAGUGCCUCGAAGCAGUGGUUGCCUAAAGUCACCAAGGAGCUGCCCAAGAAGCGGAGGAAAUCUCGUAAGCAGAGCUAUUCCACUUGCAUGUACAGGGUGUUGACCCAGAUCCACCCUUCCACCAAGGCCAUGAAGGUUAUGAAUUCUUUUGUUGUUGACAUUUUCAAGUGCAUCACCUUUGAGGCCUUGCACCUCAUUCUCUACCACAAGCACCACACCAUCUCAGCCAGGGAGAUCCAGAGUGCCAUCCACCUCGUGCUGCCAAGGGAACUGGUCAAACACACCGUCUCUGAAGGCACAAGAACGGUCACCAAAUACACCAACUCCAUUUAG
Molecule: messenger RNA, 375 nt
Organism: Carcharodon carcharias (great white shark)
Lineage: Eukaryota; Metazoa; Chordata; Chondrichthyes; Lamniformes; Lamnidae
Product: late histone H2B.L4-like
Exons: 1
Coding region: 1-375 (124 amino acids)
Cellular component (GO): nucleosome
Molecular function (GO): DNA binding; protein heterodimerization activity; structural constituent of chromatin
Source: RefSeq, a predicted model, not a curated record